Molecule: messenger RNA, 453 nt
Organism: Penicillium brevicompactum
Lineage: Eukaryota; Fungi; Ascomycota; Eurotiomycetes; Eurotiales; Aspergillaceae
Product: nuclear transport factor 2 family protein
Exons: 1
Coding region: 1-453 (150 amino acids)
Source: RefSeq, a predicted model, not a curated record
AUGUCAUCCAACAUCAGAUUCACACCCCGCCAAAUCCUAGACUCAUUCUACGAAGCAGAGCGCAUCUACAUGUCUUCACCCCCGGACCAACGCGACUUCACCGGGAUCGCAGCAACCCUAGCACCCGACUUCCGCAUGGAACAAACAUCCGCCCUUCCAUAUGCCGGCGUGUAUAUCGGACCCAGCGGAAUGCAAGACUGGGCCCGUCGCAUGGCUGACUACUUUGAGGUCGUUGAUGUGCGGAAUCCGGAAAUCUUCGAAUCGCCGGGUUCCGAUCGGAUCGUUGUCUUGUCCACGGUGCACUUCAAGGUGCGUGGGUCUGGUCAGGAAAUGGAGUACCCGUUCUGUCAGGCGGUUACGGUGGAUUGUGACAGGGGGGUUAUGACUGAGAUGAGGCCGUUUUAUUGGGACGUGGCGGGUGUUAAUGCGGCUUUGGGAGUGGGUCGUGAGUGA